Moneuplotes crassus is the source of this 3726-nucleotide messenger RNA. The record is from the annotation of a GenBank genome assembly. Lineage: Eukaryota; Ciliophora; Spirotrichea; Euplotida; Euplotidae.
UUCCCUGAAAAAGAGUUAUUCAGUUAAUCCAGGUUUGAUUGGAAUGGGGGCAAAAUCCAAAAGUGAGGCAUUACUCCUGAAGAAGCGUAGUGUGAUGAAUUCUGACAGAGACCCUCCCUCUCAAAUGUCUCAGUACAAAUCUAAUUUUCAACCGAAGAAGAAGUAUUCUAAGGCUGCUCUUAAGAAAAUGAAGAUUCAGCAGCUGAAGGCUAAAUUCGAGAAAAACUGCAUGGACAAACGAUAUUAUUUCCCUAAUAUAAAUAUCGAGGGCAAGGAGCAACAUCUGAAAUCAUUGGAUGAAAUAACUGAGAGAACGGCGAGUGCUACAAGUAGUCAGAGACAACAAAGCAUCACUUCGAAACCAGUUUUGAAGUUUCAGACUAUUAAGACAAGGAAUUUAGGAGUUAAGCAUUUUCAAAAAUUUAAAACCACUCGUGGCGCACUCUCUCCAAUGCCAGUCAUUCCGGAAUUUAAGUUUCCAAGGAUUACUCAAUGCUCUGAAGAGAAAUCAGAUGAUGAAAAAGAAGUUCAGAUGGAAGAAGUGGACAUCAGUGCAAUUGGGCUUGACAAUAAACUUGAUGAGACACAAUCGCCAAUGUUUCAACCCAAUAACCCUCCUUCAUUUGAUCUGUUUCAGAAGAGCAUGGAUAAUCUGUCCAUUCCAAAGACCAUGAGAAAUGCUACAAAGAGACAGAGUAUCAUAGAUUUACACAUCAAUGAUCCUAAAAGGUACAGAAAAGUUGAGUCGAAGGAGCUAAAGAGUAAUGCCUACGAGAGAUAUCGCCGCAAAUGUGAACAGCUCAUGAUAGUCCCAGUUAGAUUUGGCAUCAAAUACAAGGGCGAGCAAAACCAAAAGAUUGAAGCUCAGGACUACUUGAUGGGGGAAGAUCAUUUGAAAGCAUUCAAUUAUGCUCUAGCUAAUUUUAAGAAGAUCUCUUCACUAAAUUUGGAAAACAACCGGCUUGGAGGAGAUGCCGCCAAGGAGCUAUUGCUCAAGCCUGAAGAGGAUGAGCACAAUGAUAGGUCCAAUUCUGUCUACAACCGGCUACUAUGAGAUGAUAUUUCCAAUUUGAAUCUCUCUAAAAACCCAAAUCUCCCCUUUGAGACUUACCAGACAAUCUCUCUGAUGGUGGAGGAUGGCUAUAACAUCUUACAAAUUUUGAACCUUGAAGGUAACAAGAUGGGAGAUAAAGCUCUUAUAACUAUUUGAGAUAGGAGUCAUUACAAUAAUUACUUAAAAGUGCUCAAUGUCAGUGACAACAAUAUUACUUGACGAGCAAUGCCGUCUGUAGCUGAAAUGCUCAAGUACAUCAAUAUCACUACCAUCCUUCUCAGAUGGAACAAGAUUGAGACAAAAGGACUGGCUAAUCUAUGAGAAGGGAUAGUGAAGACAGACUCUUUAAAAAUUCUAGAUCUCUCUUUUAACCCUCUAAGCAAGAAGAAUGAGGAUAGUGAUGAGUAUCCACAGUGUUUGUCAGAUAUGUUCCGGGAGAACUCCUCUCUAAUGCACAUGGAUCUCUCCCACACUGGAAUCACAGCUGAAGAUGGCAAGAUUAUUGAGAAGGGAUUGAACGAAAAUCAUACUAUUUUUGGAAUUCACCUCACAGGGAAUGAGAUAAGACUUACUGCUGAAGGCUUUAUUACCAAAGCCAGGGAAAAUGAUGCUGCUGACAGUCAUAUUAUGGUCAGGGUUUCAGAUUCCUUAACAAUGGGUGUCCCAGAUGUCAAAUAAACAAAUAGAUUACAGAGGAACCACUAAUUGUUGGAUAUGAGAGGGCUGGAGUGAAGUUAAAUUUCAUUUUGAUGUAACCACCUCAAACAUACCUCUCACUGAAGAAGAUGGCGUAUUGAAAGGAGUUAAUAUCCAUCUUGACUUUGACGACUAUAGACCAGAUGUCAUGAAAAGAGCAUCUAAAAAUCCAAAUCUGUUCUAUCUUGUCAAGAUGGUUCCACCCAAACUCCGGGUAAGAUAUUACUUCUCGAUAGCCCUUGAGAAGACUACAGUUAUACCUGCAAAGCCCAAGAAGAAAAAGUCUAAAUAUGCUACAAAACCAAAAAUUAAGAAAGACUUGUAUUUUAAGCAAGCGAUCAAUGAAAGGGACAGAUUUCAGGGAACAAAUCUGAUCGACUACCAAGGAGUUUUUGUGAUCCCAACACUUCACAAGAUCUCUGUACCAGAGACAAAUGUAUUGGAGAAUCUUUCGAUCAAUGAUAGGAUGAUCAACACCACAUAUCUUGCGGAUACAAACUCGGUUCCUCGCCCGAAGAAGAUCACACUUGAUACCAAGAUUCUUAAGAAGGAGUGGAAAAGAGAAAAGUCUAUAUUUAAGGAUUAUAAGCUAGAGCAUCCUAUUGUUACAAAGAAAUGCUUUGAAAAGGACUUCAAUAGUAUCUGUGGAGUUAUCAAGGAUGAGCUUGAUCGGAAGAAGGUCAAAGAGUUCCUCAGUUCAAUCUAUGCUCCCCUCAAGGAGUGCUAUAAGUACUAUGCCGGCACAGACUUCACAAAUAAUGUACCUAGUAUUGGGACGAAUAGUUUCACGGAUUUGCUAACUAUUUCUGGGUGUAUAGAUCAUAAUUUAUUAAAAUUAUCAGAUAUCAGUAUCGACUUUAUUGCAACAAAUGUUGGCCAAAGACCAGAAGAUCCAAAAUUUAAGCACUUAAAUCCUGAGCGCUCAUUAGUUAGAGAGGAAUUCCUACAGAUUUUUAUCCGGCUGGCCAACAGUAAAUAUCUCAAAGCCAAAAAGUUGUUAACUUAUAAUGAUGCAAUACGGCAGCUAUUCAAUGAUGGUCUUCUUAGCUAUAUGAGGAAUUUUGACAGUAACGAUUUCAGGAUCAACAAGUUAUACAACGAAUCCUGAGAUAUGGUCUUUAAGUAUUAUAUCAAAAGCAUGAAGAGGCUGUAUUUCACUUACUCAGGAAAGCACACUAAACCGGGUGAAACCCGGUUCAUGUGCUAUGACGAGUUCAUGAAACUAUUCUCUGAUGCUGGAGUACAAUCAGACCUUUUCGGAGCUAAGGAGCUUGGCAUAAUCUUCAACCUCUCAAUGAUGACCCAAGUAAAUGAGAUUACAUCUGAAAGACAUUACAAGAUGUCCUUCGAUGAGUUCAUUGAAGCCGUUGCCAGAGUUGCAGAAGGCUGCAACCUUCUCCUCGUCAGUAGCUCUUUCUUUGGUGUUGACCUUGAAGAAGAGAUCGAGAAACAGAAAAACUCCAAAUUUAGAGGAGGUGACAAGGCAGAGGUAUUAGAUACUAAUGGAGGGCAGAUAUUUUCACCAGAAAAUAUCUUGAGUUCUCAGAACCAAUCAAAGCAAGAAAUAUUUUCUGAGUACAGCACAGACUCUGAAAACGAGGAGAGCAAAAAUCUUGAUGGCAUUGAUGCAAGCAGAAUCGAAAUCUCAGGACAAGAGAAAUUAAAUGAGACUGAUAUCAACAAAAAGAAUGUCUCUAGCAGUAUCUCUGGAACAGCCAUGCAGGACAUUGUAAAUAUCGAAGUGGAGAAAAUUACUGAGAAGAAAUCAACAAUCAGUCGAAAGAACUCUUCAUCAAAGCUAGUUCCAGAACUCAAACAGGAUGUUGGUAUCGCACAUGAAAUCUAUGAACAGAUCGACCUCGCUGAGAAGAUAGAGUUCCUUAUCACUAUAAUGAUGCAUAACUGCUUGGAUAGUGCAUCUGUGGCUGCUUGUGCCAAGAAGAAAAAUGGGUGGAAAUUAUUAAUUGAAGACUAAG